AUGUACUCUUGGACAGCUCUUGCUUUAUCUCUCCUAGCCGUAUCUGUCUCAGCCGCUCCCCCUCACCUCGAAGCCCGUAAAGGUGCUGCUCCUGUCGGCGGUCCAGCGUCGGCAAAAGUGACCAUCUACAGCAGUUAUACUUGUGCUGCGCCAGGCACUGCCCCACCCACAGAUGGUAGUGCUGGAACAGCAACCACAUUCACAAUCGCAGAAGCAACAUGCACAAUCCCAACUGCUAGCCUCUUGUUCGGAGGAGCAAUCACAGCAACACUAUCAACCACGCCAAAGACUGGAACCGUAGGAUGCUAUAUCCUUGGUCACAGUCAGCAGGGUUGCGGCAUCACGCUUACGAACAAUCUUUAUGGAUGGCCAUUUAAUGGUAUCUCUGUUGGCAACAGUGUCGGUUGUGGGAAUGCACCUGCAGGUACUCAAUGGGGCGCUUUCGAGGUCUUGUGUGUUUGA
Molecule: messenger RNA, 462 nt
Organism: Aureobasidium melanogenum CBS 110374
Lineage: Eukaryota; Fungi; Ascomycota; Dothideomycetes; Dothideales; Saccotheciaceae
Exons: 3
Coding region: 1-462 (153 amino acids)
Source: RefSeq, a predicted model, not a curated record